CUAACAGCCUUUCCGCUCAUGUAAAGAUCCAACUCCAAGAAUUUUCAUUGCCCUGCUACUCCCCCCUCGCCACACCCCCACCCCACCGAAUCCUGUUUCCAUUCCAAUCUCCAAAAUCAGACAGAUUUAUUCUGCCAGCGACCAUUUGUCCCCUUUUAGAAUUGCGAAACCUGAAUGGUUUUGAUUCAAAGGCGAAAUCCAAUGCUUUGCUUAUGUGUGCGUUAGGGCGAGGGCGAGAGACUAGAAUGAUCGGAUUUCCUUGUGCCGUUUCUCCUGGUAUUUAACGGACGUCGGUGUUCCUUUUGCUCUCACACCCCACCCCCCCCCUCCAGUUUAAAAAAAAUACCCCGUGCCUCCAAUUCCGCUGGUAGUUUGAGCACACUCUGGACUUUGGUGCGCGGCGCGGUCCAAAGUUCACCGUUUUGACUAGGUGCGGAGCGAUAAAUAGAGGCGGAUUAAAGGUGGCAGGUUCAAAUGUAAACACAACGAGCCGGAGUUCACAUGGUGCCGGCUCCUCCAACGCGCUCUGCUGCACUCCGUGGCGAUUUGCAUAUCGCUAAGACCUUUUUUUUUACCCUCCCACAACCAGCAACCACCACCACCAACACACACACACACACACACCCCCAGUGCUACACACUUCCGUCUAUUUGCAUAUUCUUAUAAUCUCUUCUCAAAGAAAGAUCAUGGCAGUUUAGACAGCCUGCGGGAAACCGAUGGUCCAUUCUCUCUCCUUAAAUAAUUUUUUUGUGUGUUUCGCAAGGCAGAGGAUCCGAUUGGUCUGUUUGUCUCUCUGUCCGUCUGUAUAUAUUCUCUUACACACACACACACAUACACACAAAAAAAGCCCCUUUGAUUUAUUUGGAACAUGGUGUCCAAAUUGACAUCUCUCCAGCAGGAGCUGCUCAGCGCUUUACUAAGCUCCGGACUUUCCAAAGAUGUCCUGAUCCAGGCGCUGGAAGACCUGGAGCCCUCUCGCAACUUCGAGGUGAAACUGGAGAAUCUGCCCGUGUCCCCGCUCAAGAUGAACGGCUCGGCGGCGGCGGAGGGCAAAGCCGUCUUCCACAGCCUGACCAACGGCCACAGCAAAGGCAAACUGUCCGGGGACGAAGCCUCAGAAGACGGCGAUGAUUACGACACCCCGCCGAUCCUCAAGGAGCUGGAGUCCCUGAACACCGAGGAAGGAGCCGAGCAAAGGGCUGAGGUGGACAGGAUGCUCAGGGAGGACCCAUGGCGAGCAGCGAAGAUGAUCAAAGGUUACAUGCAGCAGCAUAACAUUCCGCAAAGGGAAGUGGUGGAUGUGACAGGUCUCAAUCAAUCUCACCUCUCACAACAUCUCAACAAGGGAACCCCAAUGAAAAAUCAGAAACGGGCUGCUCUCUACACCUGGUAUAUUAGGAAACAACAAGAGAUUCAGAGACAAUUCAACCAGACUAUCCAGAAUACUGGAAACAAUAUGACAGACAAAAGCAGGCCAGAUCAGCUGCUGUUUCUCUUUCCAGAGUUCAAUCAGCAAGACCAGGGGCAGGGCUCGGAGGUGGGCACUGAGCCUGCUAACAAGAAGAUGCGUCGCAACAGGUUUAAAUGGGGACCAGCAUCUCAGCAAAUAUUGUACCAGGCUUAUGAGAGACAGAAGAACCCCAGCAAGGAGGAGCGGGAGGCACUGGUGGAGGAGUGCAACAGAGCUGAAUGCAUACAACGUGGGGUCUCGCCUUCUAAAGCACAUGGACUGGGAUCAAAUCUGGUUACAGAAGUCAGAGUGUAUAACUGGUUUGCUAAUCGAAGGAAGGAGGAAGCUUUCCGUCAGAAACUUGCCAUGGAUGCAUACAACGUUCAGUCACACAGCAUCAACCCAUUGCUGUCUCACAGUUCUCCACAUCACCCACAGCCGAACUCAUCCCCCUCAAGUAAGCACGGCCACUCGCUGCCCGGCAUCUUCCUUCAUGAAGGAAGUCAAGGUUCUCCUGGCUAUGAACAUCUCCACAACCAUCAGUGCCCCAACAUGGCCAGCUGGCAGGAGGUGCUACUCAGUCAGGGAGGCGUGCGAUAUGGCCAGCAAGGGACCAGUGAAGUCUCCUCUUCCACAGCAAUCAGCCACCAUGGUAACAGCGCCAUGGUAACAAGCCAAACAGUUUUACAGCAAGUCUCGCCAGCAAACCUGGACCCAAGCCACAGUCUGCUGUCACCUGAUGGCAAGAUGAUCACUGCUACAGGUGGACCUCUGCCUCCGGUCAGCACGUUGACAAAUAUUCACAGCUUGUCACAACCUCCACAUCACAAUCACCAACAAACACAGAAUCUCAUCAUCAACCCCCUCUCUGGAGUCAUGGCGAUAGCACAAAGUAUAAGCACAUCCCAGGGGCAGAGUGUUCCUGUUAUAAACAGCGUGACAGCAGGUAGCCUGGCAGCUCUACAACCUGUGCAGUUUUCACAGCAACUUCACAGUCCGCAUCAGCAGCCAAUCAUGCAGCAGUCUCAGAGUCACAUGUCACAGCAACCGUUCAUGGCCACAGUGACCCAGCUGCAGAACUCUCACAUGUACACACACAAGCCAGAUCCUCCCCAGUAUUCCCACACUACACGCUUUCCAUCGGCCAUGGUUGUCGCGGAUACGGGCAGCAUCAGUGCACUAGCGAGCAUGUCCUCCAGCAAGCAGGUAUUGAAAGGGCAAACAGUGACAGAUUAUCUCCACUGGUUGGUGAAUCGGUAACUAAAGGAAAUAAACUCAGGAUUAUUACCAGAAGAACCAAGUGUCCUCUUCAAGCCUGGUGAUGCUCCAUUCAUCUCCUCUCUUCUAAUCCCAGGAUAACAGCAUUAAGAAGGAAAACAAAAUGGCUGCCAAAAACCACCUUUCUGGUAUCCAGAGGUUUCCAUAGAAAACCUCGCUGAGCCAGCCAGUACACAGAACAAUUCUAUGGAGCUGUCCGAGGCUGGCCUCCUCUGCAGCUAAAUUCUUUAGCAGACUGACAGAGAACACAUUGCAAAAGGGAAAACCUGGCCCAAACUUUACCUUGAAAUUCCUGCUGGAACAGUAUUUUCCUAUUCACCACACAUGUCUUGUCUCAGAUUGUGCUCUGGCUUGCACAGGCCUCACACGAGAACAAAAAUAGCAAAAGAAUUUUAAAGAAUUGGGGUUUGUUUUAGGAACUCACUUGAGCAGCAAAUUCUAUUUGUUUCCAGAAAAUUUACAACCAAAGCAAAUCUCCUUUUUAUCUGUUACUGGAAGUUUGAAGCAAAAACACUUUGUACAAUUUAACCAAAUUUGAACUGUGAAUGUUAAAUGAAGGCAGAUUAUAGUUAAAUUCUAAAGAAGGGACAGCCUAGAAAAUGAAAAUAAAAAUCUUGAUUGACCUGAUUAAGUGCAAUUCCUGGGAUGAGCAACAUCUCCAAUGAAUGCAUAGUCUGCAAGUGAAAUUGCCAAAUGGGAACUAGGUGCUGAACAAACACGAGGAAGGAAACAGAGUUACCCCAGUUGGUAUCCAGGGAUUUUGAAAGAUUUUAAAGUGAAUAUCCCCCUUUGAAGCUGGAACAAAAUCUGGUUGGUAUUCCUUGGAGCACACCACUGCCCCAUAAUGACGGAAGUGAUUUUACAGGAGAAACAGAUUGAAUUCAGUCAACGCGAACUUCAUAUGUUGAAAAGGGGCACACCUUUGCUAAAAAGGUAAUGACAUGGGGAUUUGCAAUAAAAGCAAUUAUUGUGGAGAUUCGAUCAACAUUCCAAAGCUUUGUAGUCUUGAUCAUUCCAGAUUACAUCCACCAAUUUGGGGCUACUGUUAAAUAUUGAUAUUUCUGGAAGAAAAGGGUGGAAAUAAUUAAGGUGUCUGGUGGAAGGUUAUGGAUUAGUUAGCUGGAAACCAGCCCAUUCAAUAUAUGGUAUCCAGUACUUCCUGCACUGGUUUCAUAUUCACUCAUGACUGG
This is a messenger RNA of Chiloscyllium plagiosum (whitespotted bambooshark), 3918 nucleotides long. It is a transcript of the gene hnf1ba, whose product is annotated as HNF1 homeobox Ba. Gene Ontology annotation, biological process: positive regulation of DNA-templated transcription; pancreas development; liver development. Gene Ontology annotation, molecular function: DNA-binding transcription factor activity, RNA polymerase II-specific; RNA polymerase II cis-regulatory region sequence-specific DNA binding. NCBI's taxonomy places the organism in Eukaryota, Metazoa, Chordata, Chondrichthyes, Orectolobiformes, Hemiscylliidae. Gene Ontology annotation, cellular component: nucleus. The record is from RefSeq and is a predicted model, not a curated record.